Fulvia fulva is the source of this 1278-nucleotide messenger RNA. RefSeq lists its product as uncharacterized. The coding region runs from base 1 to 1278 and encodes 425 amino acids. NCBI's taxonomy places the organism in Eukaryota, Fungi, Ascomycota, Dothideomycetes, Mycosphaerellales, Mycosphaerellaceae. The record is from RefSeq and is a predicted model, not a curated record. The transcript has a single exon.
AUGUCAGGACGGACAGCACGAGUCGCUGACACGCAGUCCGAUACCAUCUUGAAGAUAGAUACGGAAGACAUAGGCAACAACACUCUACAGGAGGUGCAGAACCCUGAUCAGCCAAUUCCUCUCCAUUAUCCUAUUGAACAACUCCUCCUCAUUCCGGAGUCUUUCUUUCAACACUGGACGGAGGAUUUGAAAUUUGAUGAGCUGAAGGGUCUUGCUAUGGGUCAGGAUGGAAAAGGCUUGGAUAGAAAAGGCUUCUACAUGCAAGCUUGCUUGAACUUCAAGGGAGAGCCGAUCAGAAAUGCGUUCGUCCACGAGGACAGAUACGGACCAUGUCGGUUCCAGACAGUCAGAGAUCUGUUCUAUUCCGAUGAGCUUGACCAAGCUCAUGCCCAUGGCUCCUGUCCCAUCCUACACCUAGUGCUGCAGUAUCGACGCAUGCAAUUGCAACCACAGAUUGAUGGCCCGCAGCUAUUCGACGAUACGUUCGGCAAGAGGCCAAAAUUGUUUGUGCUGCUGAUCAGAUACUCAUGGCUGAGUAACGCCCUUGUGCCCCACCCUUAUAACCGUAGUGGAGGCAUAGAUGAGGCAGCACUGUGGGAUACCAGAGUAAACCCAACAGCCAAUCAUGUCAUGACCAUGGACAUGGAGGACGCAGGGCCCCACACAGGGGUAAACGAUAACAUUCCAAGCGAACCGUUCGAGGAGUUCUCUUUGAUCGGCAACGUGGCCCAUAAGGGUGAAACGAACAGUAUGGGGCAGCCAAUGAUGACAUACAACAGCUUCGUUCGCAACAUCAACAUUCCUCGAGAGCCGCGAGCUCGCAAAGUCCACUUGGCUGUUCGUGUCGUCAAUCAUCUCCACACUCUUGGAUUCGGCAACAUCUUCCUUCCUCGCAACAUUUUCAUCGGAACGGGAAAGCUGAAGGCUGGCACGACUGAUAGAGUCAGAGGAGCUAUCCUGAACACGAUGAAUGCGAAUGCUACCUCAUACCCACCCGCAGAUGCAAACGACAGUAUGGUCAAAAUUCUGACACCUGAAGCAGUGAAAAGGUGGACCAUCAAGAUCUGGGUCAUGCCACAGAUGUCUCGCGUGGCUCGUAAGCUGUUUCUGUGUGAUGAUGCGCAGGACUGGAACGAGUACAUCAACCCUGCCUUGGCGAAGAAUGGUGCAUACAGACUGUACGUGGAGGCACAUUUUGUACCGACGCCAGCAAGUAGCGGCGGUGCCGUUGUCGAUACUUCUGUGGCAGACGGAGGCGACCCUUCUGGGAGUACAUGA